CCUGAAGGCAGCACUGCCGGAGGUUCGGUCGGACUCGUCAUCUCUCGGCUUCACUCGGAGGGGGGGCACUGUUGUCAUUCGUCAGGGCUGUGAGUCGAGUUUUUGUCCAGGAGAAAUGGCUGGGAUUAAAGCUCUCAUCAGCCUAUCCUUCGGGGGGGCCAUCGGCCUCAUGUUCCUCAUGCUAGGAUGUGCCCUCCCUGUGUACGAUAAAUACUGGCCUUUGUUCCUCCUGUUCUUCUACAUCCUGUCCCCCAUCCCGUACUGCAUCUCUCGGAGGGUGGUGGACGACACAGACUCGGCCAGCAACGCGUGCAAAGAGCUGGCCAUCUUCCUCACUACGGGCAUCGUCAUCUCAGCCUUCGGCCUGCCCAUCAUCUUCGCCAGAGCUGCAGUAAUCGCCUGGGGGGCGUGUGCGCUCGUGCUAACGGGGAACGUGGUGAUCUUCAGCACCAUCCUGGGCUUCUUCAUCGUGUUCGGAUCCAACGACGACUUCAGCUGGCAGCAGUGGUAAACCAGCGGAGUCUGAACUGUUUUUAUUAGCAUUACAAUUAUUAUUAUUAUUAUUAUGGUAAAAACUGUUUGGUUCUUAUUGUUGUUAUUUAUAUGAUGACCGCCCAUCCAUUGACUCACACCAAACCAGUGCAAUACUUAGUUUCUUUUACCGCCUGCUUCAUGUUGAACUGACAAGUGGGAUGGAGAAUGCUGACUUACAGUUGGAUUUGUACUUUUAGUUUUGCUCUUGUUCAUUUUUUCUCCAUCUCUGUGUUUCAUUUGGAGCUGAUGAGCGCUGGUGAACAACUGCUUGUUUUAUCUGUGAACAAAUAUGUUAAAAUAACCCCAAUUGAAUGUGGAAUAAGACUUAAUCUGACCAAAGGGACAGGGUCAUACCUUUCUCUAUGUAGUAGAACCUCUGGAAAAGCUUUUCCUACACCAGUCUAAGUGUAAAUUGCAGAAAACUGACAGAAAAUCUGCAUCACAUAAACUCAGAUUACACCACUCAAGCUCUAUUUCCAUUUGUGUCGAAUUUGAUUCAAACUAAAAUAUCUUUUGUCACUUAAAAUGUGAUAUUCCUGUAAUAGAGUGCGGAUUUAAGUUAGCUUUGUGCUAAUGUAAUGCUACGAUCGCUAAGCUGUGAAAGUCUAGAAGCUCAGUGUGUGUUUUAGACUGUUACCGCUAACAACCCUUCUCAUCUCUACACCCUGUUACACGUUAUUCCGUUUUCUUUAUUUCUUUGGGACCAUGUUGGCAUUACACGUUGAAUCAUUUUAAUUUCUGCAAUCCAUAAAAGUCAUAAGCUGUCGCCACACAACACAAGUAGACGUUGUUCAGGAGCAGCAGGAGCAUCCUCUUUCAACUUAGACGAGGGGAUUUGUUUAAACAGCCUCAGCACCACCGCAGAGAUCAAGUUAAACCGACUAGGUGAUUUCCCAGGCUGCUUAAAUAUUCACGAGUUAUUCUGCAUAGCUGUUUCCCCACUCUAAUGUCAGGUGAAGAAAACAUGAGAAGCCACGGCUCGCGUACAGUAGUUAGGAUUAGCGAUUGAAACUGAGCCGGCUAAGAACCGGCCGACUUAUAACCAGUCACUGACGGCCGCUAAGCUUUUAAACAGGACCCUCUUAAAAUAAAAGCAUCCAGCGUCUCUGCUCAGUGUAGUUUCCUCUCUCUAGAAGCACAUCCAGAUUUGUCGCACAUUUCCUCACACCAGCAUUUCUCAUGGUUUAUGAUUUCUAUGUUCUCCGGCCUGUGGGAAGGACGUGUGUAAUACGUUGGCAGAUUACAGGUGCAGCUCUCCUGUUUCACUGCAUUAGGAAGAUAAACAAGGAAGUUAGGGUCUGGUUCCCUGUUUAAUGGAUGGUUCAGUUUGAAUAUGCGCCCUCUGGAAGACACUUUUAUUUUAUUUAAAUAAGGACUGAUGACUGACGAGAAUUUGUAUUGUGUCCAUAAUGUCAAAUUGAACAUUUGCUUUUGUUUUUAUGUGUUGUAGGCCAGCCCAGAUUUUUGUUGUUAUUGUUUCACCGUGGGUUUGCAUGCACAGCAGAUUUCCAAUACAAGUUUAAUCCUGCUACAAAGAAAAACUGUUUGCAAAAAUGACAAGUGAUGGUUUUAGAGGGAUUUGUAUUAGCUUUCACGAUAAACAGUUGUUUGUCAAGAAAUAGUUAUAGCACAAACAACAUUUGGCAUUACUGUAUCUCAAUGUCCUUAUCAAUAAACCUUAGAAAUGUUGAUAAGUGGUGUAAAAAUAAGAAUUUGAUAGCUGUUUACUAGCUUUAUGCUAAGCUAAUCGCCUCCCGGUUCUAUACUUGAAGCACAGACAUGACAAUAUCUGUCUUCUCAUCUGCAUCACAUUUGCAUGCAAUUUCUAAGGAAGAACAACAAGUACAACUCUUAAUUUAACCACAUUAUUUCUAAAAUAAAUAACAAAUUCUAUGAGAAAAGCAUUGGAAAUCUGCAGAGGAAUCCCACGGCUAAUAAAAUGCUAACUGACCCUGGGCCUGGGACUACAAUUCGGCAUUACUGUAACACUCCUCUUUAAUAUAUAUAUUUAUUCUGUUACGUGACUCUUCCAGAGAUCACCCCCUCAGUGAAGGCACUGAUUGUAUAAAAGCACCAUAAUAACCAUGGCAGCUUUUUCAUUUCCAGUUAUAUUUACCUACGUUAGUGAACAUUGAACACUACUGACAUGAUUUGUGUAAUUGUUACGUGACACUGAAUCUGAUGCUCUGAACAUCACGUCUGUUUAACGUCUGUAUGACACUGUGGAGUUUAAGCUAAAUGUGUCAAAUGUUCUCUGACUUUGUUCUGGUGUGUAGCGGUGGGACGGGUUUCUCUGUGUUCCUGUGAAGAGAAACUGAUUCGGGGAGGAUAUUGUAUUUAUUUAUUUUAAUAAGGAGGUUUGUGUCAACGAACGUCCAACGCCAUUUUCUAUCUACAAUGUUUCUGUUCAGUAGGCAGAAUUCAGCAUGUUGGUCUUCUUGGUUUUUUUUGUUUGUUUUUUUAAAUAAACGCCAUUUUUGAA
Messenger RNA from Gymnodraco acuticeps, 3016 nucleotides. RefSeq names its product leptin receptor overlapping transcript like 1 (gene leprotl1). Bases 116 to 511 code for a protein of 131 amino acids. The transcript is spliced from 4 exons. NCBI's taxonomy places the organism in Eukaryota, Metazoa, Chordata, Actinopteri, Perciformes, Bathydraconidae. The record is from RefSeq and is a predicted model, not a curated record. Gene Ontology annotation, cellular component: endosome. Gene Ontology annotation, biological process: late endosome to vacuole transport via multivesicular body sorting pathway; negative regulation of growth hormone receptor signaling pathway.